Molecule: messenger RNA, 1402 nt
Organism: Patiria miniata (bat star)
Lineage: Eukaryota; Metazoa; Echinodermata; Asteroidea; Valvatida; Asterinidae
Gene: slc25a19
Product: mitochondrial thiamine pyrophosphate carrier-like
Exons: 6
Coding region: 222-1214 (330 amino acids)
Biological process (GO): thiamine pyrophosphate transmembrane transport
Cellular component (GO): mitochondrial inner membrane
Molecular function (GO): thiamine transmembrane transporter activity
Source: RefSeq, a predicted model, not a curated record
CAUACAGUGCAUUUGGUGCAUGCAUUGCACGCAGCGCCACUGAUCAAAGUUCAUGCAUUGUAUGUCAAUGUGCGCAUGUGGCAAAACUUGGAUACUUUGGAAAUGAUCGGUUAGGAAAGCAUGCAGCAUAUGAUGGAUUUCAGUCUUGAUCACAUCAAAAAAUGGAUUUGGGCGUCUGUACACAUGUCUCACUGAAACUACACUAAGUGCCGGCUGCAGCUAUGGUGGGCUAUAAACCCCACUUGGAGAGCCGUCUGUCCCCCCUGGAUCAUGGCGUCGCCGGGGCAGUCUCCGGUAUGGCAACCAGAGCUCUCAUGCAGCCCUUUGAUGUCCUCAAGAUACGAUUCCAGUUACAAUUUGAGCCAGUACAUGACCCUGGGGAAUCUGUCCAGGGGUCGCGCGCCAAGUCCAAGUACACUGGUAUCCUGCAGGCAGGACGUACUAUCUACAUAGAGGAAGGGACCGCUGCUUUCUGGAAAGGUCAUGUCCCGGCCCAGGCUCUGUCCGUCGUCUUCGGAAUGCUACAGUUCACAACUUUUGAAUACCUCACGGAGACGGCCCAUCCGUUUCUCUCCAAGGGGCUGUCCACCGGUAUGGCCAAGCCGUUCUUCCACUUUGUGUGUGGGGGUGUGUCUGGGUGUGUGGCCACCUUUGCGUGCCAGCCCAUCGAUAUUGUCAGGACGCGAUUAGUUGCUCAGGGCGAACCUAAGUUGUACCAUUCCAGUCUUCAAGCAGUACGUAUGAUGUACGGAGAAGCCGGGGUGUUGACGUUCUUCAAGGGUCUACUGCCGACCAUGCUGCAGGUUUUCCCACACGCUGGCUUCCAGUUUGGCUUCUAUGCACUCUUCAAAAGAGUCUGGGAGGUUGUCAUGGACCAGCCCGAGAAAACCUCUGGCAUCCAUGUACCAACGGCCUUGAAGUCCUUCACCUGUGGUGCCUUAUCCGGCCUCUGUGCCAAAACAGCAGUCUACCCUCUAGACCUCGUCAAAAAACGCCUCCAAGUCCAGGGCUUCGAAGAGGCUCGGAAAUCCUUCGGCAAAGUGCAGCGGUACAACAGCAUGCUGCACUGUGUGGCGUGCACCGUGAAGGAAGAAGGCAUAAGGGGCAUGUACAAAGGACUCUGGCCGAGUACACUCAAAGCCAUCGGAACUGUGGGCUUCACGUUUUGCUUUUACGAGAAGGCGUGCCACUUUCUAGAAAGACGAUACUUGUAAUUUCACUCUGAUGUACAGUCUGUGCAGUGCCUGGUGCAAUGUAGUUUUAUCCUGAGGGAUUCCUAGAUAUUUUUUUUUCUAAUUGAUUAAUACAUGCAUGCAUCGAAAGGAAACCAAAUGAAGUGUCUUUUUUUUUGAUAAACAGAAAUACAGCUAAUUGAGAAAGGUGAUAUUUUGUUAUUUUAAGU